UCUCUCGAGUCCUGUCGGCGAUGCUGCGCGACAGCCAGAACCUGCUAUCGCAAGAGCAGUCGUCAGCUGUCGCCGAGGCCUAUCAUGGUUUUCUGGAAAAGUGACGUGGGCAGUGCUAGAGACACGGAUCGAGCCAAGAUCGCUGGAAGCAGCGGAUGAUCGCGCAGAUGCACGAGUGUCUUAACAUCCCGUACCUAGCGGCAGUCCCGGGGGUGAUUCUCAGCACCAGUGUGAAUAGCAGCACACGGUGGAGCGCAUUCUCUCACAAAUGGAGUCCCGACAUGUGUCUCUUGGUAGACUGCCUGCGGCCCAACCACCUGCUUGUUCUCAUCCAGACGUUUGUCUAUUGCUACAUGAACGACGACUUUGUCCCGUCGCUACCUGUUCGGUCCACUGUGCUCGACGCUGAACGCUGGCAGCGCCUCCAAAAGCACGUAUUACCUGCAUAUACGCGAACAGGUGCAGUUAGGUUCGCCACAGCAGUCUGGUGGAAAAACUCAGCUAACGUGCACACCUUCUACAGGUCGAUUAGCCAUCUGGUUGAGCGCAGAUUCAGGCCCCGUGGCUGGAACAGAAUAGUCCCCGGCGACGCAGAGCUGGACCAGCUCAACACAUGCAUAGUGUCCCUGCGGGUGUCGAUGCAGCAGAUAGAGCUUCGCCUUCCUAACCUCGCGGGUACGUGGUCAGAUGGGACUGUCGGUCUGGUUGGCAAUUUGUAUGCAUCUCAGGACAGUGGCCCACCCGAUGCUAACCUGAUAAAGGAACAGUCCUCUUUGUUUGGCCCGGGCCACUGGGUUCUCGAGGAGUUCUCCUUCGGUGAAACAGUCGACACUGAUACCUGGUGCCAGCGCGCUCUCGAUCUGAUGUACCAGCAGGUCAAGCUGUACAUGGCCAAACGUGCUACUGCUGCUGCUGCUGACGCCAGUAGGGCUGCUGCUGUAAGUGUGUCGUUCGAUACCACCGCUCAUACGCCUAAGCAGCGCCUUGCUGCCAUCCGAGCCGCCUACUUGAUGUUGCUCGAGCUGUCGGAAUCUGCCAAUGAGAUGUCUCUGGAAGAUCUGACACGGGCAAUGAACAAGAUAAUCGCAAUUCACGAAUGGAACGCGUACAAGUCAAGGACGUACACCAUAUUGCAGUUGGAAGGGAAAGGAGUGCGAAGAGGACGACGACGACGACGACAGCAGCAGCAGCAGUAGCAGCGAGAGGGAUACCAGAAAGCCAUGGGACAUUGCCGGAGUAUGGAUCAAUCUAGCAAUCUCGGAGUUGCUGUGCAUGCACUAUGGCGUAGCCCGCGCUGAAUCCAUAGAGAAAAGCCGAGGGAAGGAUGCUGCACUGGCUGCAAUGCGGGCUGGACAUUGCCUCGAACAUGAAUGCGGGCGGACGUGCGCAGAUUUGGGUUUACAUCCUGCGCCUUGAAGCCGAU
Molecule: messenger RNA, 1423 nt
Organism: Linderina pennispora
Lineage: Eukaryota; Fungi; Kickxellomycota; Kickxellomycetes; Kickxellales; Kickxellaceae
Exons: 1
Coding region: 156-1196 (346 amino acids)
Source: RefSeq, a predicted model, not a curated record